GGUUGGUGUAUGUAACCCGUCUAUGCGUCUGUUACAGUUGAAAUGCCCACUAGAUGUUUUGGCGCCCCCUGUCGGCGGAAAGGCAAAUGCACUUUGUAAUUCGCAGCAGAAGUUACAUGGAAUUCGGCGUACUAACGCACUAAUCGGUGUGAACAUAAUACGGAUCGCGUUGAUCGGCAUAGACACAGGAGAUGGCGCGCUAAGUGUGGAAUACUCCGCAGUGCGCUAGUGCGCAGAUUCAGGACGGAGGGACGGACGGAGCCGGUGAGAGAUUUGCCAGACUGCCCCUUGCGUCACUGGUUUCAGACGCGCAAUCCAAGCGGCGGCCAUCUUAUUUCCACCAAAACUUCAGCACGAGAGAGAGAGAAAGAAAACACCCCACAGUGGCAACUCAUUACUCAGCCCGCGACAUGCUCGCGUCGAGAACAACGAUGGACCAUUAAACUUCAUCUCCAGGCAGCCCCCCUUCCGCUACAGCGCGAAAGAACAGGAAAUCCCAGAGUUCCCUGUGUUUAUCAGAGACAGCAGGGUUUGGCAGUGUGCUUGCCAUUUUGUGCAGAUCUCCAGGGAGUCCCUCGACUCCUCCCGGAGGAGACAUGAAUGCCCAGGGAGAAACUGGCGCAGGGGGGCUGUUGGUGCCCAGCCCUCAGAGCGAGGCGGUGACCCAUGAGAUGGAGGAGCUGUCCCUGCAGCCCAGCCAGAACCUGCCACCUCUUAACGAGCGCAAGAACGUACUUCAGUUGCGGCUGCAGCAGCGACGUACUCGGGAGCAGCUCGUUGACCAGGGCAUCAUGCCACCUCUCAAGAGCCCAGCGGCGUUCCAUGAACAGAUCCGCAGUCUGGAGAGAGCCAGGACAGAGAAUUUCCUAAAGCACAAGAUUCGGAGUCGUCCAGAAAGGGCUGAGCUGGUUCGCAUGCACAUCUUGCAAGAGACAGUGGCAGAGCCAUCACUGCAGGCUACGCAGCUAAAGCUGAAGAGAGCUCGACUGGCCGAUGAUCUCAAUGAGAAGAUUGCACAGCGGCCUGGCCCCAUGGAGCUGGUGGAGAAAAACAUCCUGCCAGUGGCAACUAGUGUCAAAGUAGCUAUCAUUGAUGGCCAAAUGCAUUAUCCCAAAACACAGGAGUUUGAUGAGGACAGUGGUGAUGCGUUCUCUCCAGAGCAGCCAGGGAGUCAGGAGUCACAUGGAUCUAUACCUUCCCCUGGAGAGUCAAAGGCCAUGGAGACCUCCUCACCACUACCAAAUAAUUUAAUACAGCACUGCUCUCCUAUCACACAAAUUACUGGAGAUUUUCUCAAGCCUUAUUCCACCAGUGAGCAGAUAUUCAGCCCUCCAGCGCCACAGCCUCAACCAAUCACUUCACCUCCCACAAAAUCUGGGCAUUCUCUAAUCAAGCAAAGUCAGCCUAAGACUGCUGGGGACAAGAGUCGUAGUAAGAAAAACAAAGAUUCCAAACCACGAGUGAAAAAGCUAAAGUACCAUCAGUACAUUCCCCCAGAUCAGAAACAAGAGCCCAGUGAAGCCCCAAUGGAUUCCGCUUAUGCCCGCUUACUGCAGCAGCAGCAGCUCUUCUUGCAGCUGCAGAUCCUCAGUCAGCAACAACAGCAGCACUACAACUACCAGACCAUUCUACCAGCUCCCCUGAAACCUGUGAUUGAGGGGCAGAACAGCAGUGCUACUGUUGCCAUUAACAGUGCCCAAAGUCUUCCUGCAUCCAUUGUGGUGUCCCUGCCUCCAGCUGCACCAGUGCGCCCAAAUAACACCCUGUCAAACCGCAAAGCUGGAACGCUGCCAGCCAACCUGGAAGAGAUGAAGGUGGCUGAACUAAAAAUGGAAUUAAAGCUACGUGGGCUACCUGUAUCUGGAACCAAAACAGACCUGAUUGAGCGGUUAAAGCCUUACCAGGAGUCCUCUGCAUCCUUUCCCAACACUAAUCCUAACGCACAGAUCAGCAGCACAUCCAUGGAGGUGUCCAGCACCACCACAUGCCUGUCACCUGCACAGCAGCCUCAUGAGAUCCAGAGCUCUACGCCUCCAGUAUCCCCUAUAUGCUCAGAAGUGCACAAUAAAGAGGAUGCUAUAGAGGGUCAUCUGGAGACCCACUGCCAAAGCAGCAGCAUUAGUGGCCAACCAGCAGCCGUUCCUAAGGAGCAGGACAGGAGGCUGCAUGAGAAGGAGCGUCAGAUUAAGGAGCUGCUAAGGAAGCUAGAACAGGAACAGAAGCUGGUAGAAGAACUAAAGAUGCAGCUAGAGGUGGAGAAGAGGAGCACUCAGAACCCUGUUUCCCUAGAAAGUAACAGCAGCAUUAAUCAGGCUGCUUCACUGGUCCAAAUAAAGACUGAGAGCCCAGUUAUGCAAAAUUGCACACUGGCACCAAAUACCACUCCAUCUGUAGUAAAACUAGAGAAAAGUCAUGCUGCUUCACUGACAGCCACCCCUUUACCACAGUUCUUCAUCAGUCACCAGGGUGUGUCACAGGUCUUAGGGCAGCCACAGACCCUGCUCGCCACGCAUACGGGUACCCAGAUCCUGCUGCCAGUCUCUCUACCAAACACCACCACUACAAUCCAGCUUACUAAUACUAAUGUCAAACUACAGCCAGUCCUCCAAGCAGCUGUCUCUCCUCAAGCCCAUGGAAUGAUCCCGACCACUCAGCUGCAUUCUGUCAAAGCAGAGAGCUCCUCACCACAGUCUGUCAAUCACAACAAUGUAGUGCAGGCCCUGCCUAUGUGCAGCCCUGGUGGGUCUGCUUUUCAGUUUGGUGCGGAGAAGCAGACAGGUCUGGAAAUCUCUCGCUGUUUCCUGAGCAGCUCCCCAGAGAAUACACUGUCUGCUCAGACUUCCCCAGUUGUGUCCUCCCUCAACAAUGGUCCCAUCAAUAAGUCCCCCUCCCAGGUCUCGCCUGCCUUCAUCCUGCCAUCUCCAGCAUUCAGUCAUGCCCCCAAGAGCCGAGAGCCACCUCCCUACGAGGAUGCUGUUAAACAGACGCGCAGGCUGCAAGCAGCUGCCAUCACACAGCUCGCAACAGCAACCAGUCAGCAGAUGGAUGAUCUAUUUGAUAUUCUCAUUGAAAGUGGAGAGAUCACCCCCUUCAGUCAGCAGGAGCCUUCUGUGCCUAAACUGAUGCCGGUUAUCGCCAACAUCACCACUUUACCUGUCAACACUGCCCUGUCUCGGCCCCCUGCUCAGGUGCAGAUGGCACCGCCGACGGCACUCCUGGUGGAGCCCAUGCCCAGCCUGGCAUCUCUGGCUUCAGACAACCAGCUGGAGGCACUGCUGGAGGGCACACUGGGGGGCGAGAAUGAGUCAGAGCAAAGGACUCUAGGAAUUCUAGCAGAGCUAAACAGCCACCUGCUGGCGCAACCCCACUCUCCUAUGGACACUUCUGAGUUGAGCUUCAGCGAGUCGCCUUUGCCCUUGUCCUCCUCCUCAACCUUCAGCCUGCAGGACACAGGCAUGGACAGCAUGGAGUGGCUGGACCUGACCAUGCCAAGGCCCAUCGGGGCCCUCGACCCACUGGGGAUCGGCUCCGAUUUCCUCGACACGCAUGACCUGCAGCUGCACUGGGACUGAAAGCACUGAACACACUCAUUCUCUCUUUUAAGCGUACACACAUUUAAACACACACUUCUGUAUUCGGGCUUUUGUGCGCAAAAGCACAGCACACAGCAGUUACAUUACAGGGUUAUGUGCUGGAUUAGGUCUUUCUUUUGAACAAAAUUGAAGAUUCACUCAGUAGAAGAUGCAAGAGGUUCUCUCAGCUCUUGUGCUGUAGUAUACUUCAGUAUCUGUCAUUCAUCAUUCAGACUUAUAACCUUACAUGGCGCUACAGGAACAAAUGGCCUUCCAUGAGCUACUACUAGUGCAGGCAACAUUCUCUUUUCUGUGCCAUCUUAAGAGGUUGCACAUCUUUUAAAGCAUGAUCAUAUAUGCUAUUCUCUCCAGUCUUGUGCCAUUAACUCAGUUGUUUUUGGCACAAUCUAGAAAUGCCUUUGUGAUAAUUUUUGCCAAUGCGAAUUACGAUCGAGGAAAUGGAUCCUAUUCCAGACAUUUUGACUCCACAUUAGAUACAUAACAUUAGUCAGAUCAGUUAACUGACACCAUUAUUCUUUUGGACUUCAAGAAGAAAAAUGGAUUAGUUCCCAUUGGUUUUCUAGUCACCCACUUUACUUAAACCAGGUAAAUCAGUGGCUAGAUUUGUGAAUCUGCCAUGCUCAGUCUGACCGCAGUUCCUCACAAAACCGUUCUGUAGUGUCCAGCCAUUCUCGUGUACACGUUCUUUUUCUUUUUCUGUGUACGCACAGGAGGGUGUGCAUGUGUGUGUGUGAAAGUGACACUUGACAUCAAUAAAAACAUAUUAGAAAUGUCACUUGGUGGGCUAUGCCACUACUGUCACCGCUGUAAAGCUUUGUACCAUAUAGUACAGAUACAUUAAGGCGUAGUGUUCUUUUAAUGAGUAUGCGCGUGACGGAUACUAGUCCUGAGGGAGUCCCGGCCCUUCAGAGGUUUAUAUUUCCUGUCUUCAGACCAAAUUCAGCUCACAAAGGCUCUGAUUAGCUGAAGAGUUGAAUCAGUUGAAUGUGUUAAACGUGGAAGAUGCUGAAGUCUCAGCUCUAGGACAGAAGGGUGUCUGCCCUGCUAUAGGAAAUGACCGCUAACACUAAGAGCAGUGGGCAAUCAUGAAGCCUAAAACUCUAACUUAUAUACACAUCUUAUUUACACAGGAUUCCAUACAUGUAGACCCUUUUACAACCCGGUGCCUUUGCCUUUGUUUUUUUUCCCCUGAUGUACCUGGGCUAGGAUAAGUGUUUCGGCUAUGUUAAGCUUCACACAGUUAAGGCUUUAUAAAUCCGGGUGAUCACAUCUGUUUUUAUUUUUAAGCAAUUAGUGCUUGAAAUCUUCAUUCUUUAUAUUCUGCUGCCAAUAGGACACUGCAUUAUUGGUGUCCUAGUGGCAGUUUAGUGGGCGAGAAAAAAUUGAAUACAUUGUGGCUUGUUGAUUUCCUCUGCAGUAAUGUUUUCACACACCCAUUCCUUCACAACCUCACCGAUGACCAUUUUUAGAUCCUGUAAGGCCCUCCUUUUUUUUGUCUGCACUUUGUGAUGACGUCUCUCCGUCCUGUUGUCUGUGCCACGUUAUUGUCUAUGGGCGGUGCGAGUGUGCACGUGUGUGUGUGUGUGCAUUAACGUGUUUGUGUUUCACUGUUUGUUAAUGUAUUACUGUGCCGCCAUUUUAAUACUGCCCUGCGCACAGUCAAAUGAGCAAAAAACAACAAAAAAAACCAGACAUUACAGCCUAAGUGAAAAUAUGUAUGUAAUUUUAAAGAAAAGAAGAAAUACCUCGGCAGCAUGCAAUUACAAGUGAUUCUGUGAUCUGUGUUGAUUUUAAUCGACAAAAAAAAAAAUGAUUUCGGUUGCAAAUGGCACUUGCUUUUCCAGCAGUUAGCCGGGUUAAUCUCUGAGACCAAACUCUAUUUAUUGAGUUGUGCUUGUCUAGAGUGGCCUCGCUUGUACAGGAAAUGUUAGCUUAUUGUUUGGUGUUUUCAGCAGCUCUAAAAGAAAUGUUGCCUUUAGUUGUUUUUAAUUUUUUUUUUAUUUUAAACAUCGUGUCUGGAUCAAUGACUCACCGUUAACCUCAGUUUCGAUGCAAUAGCCGACUGCUGGCUCAGCAAUGCGUCUGAAGCUAGGAACAGUACGUUUGAUCCACGUUUGCUUUAAAUAUGUCGGUUUGUGGAAUUAUUUUAAAUGCAGGCUGUAUGGCACUUUUUACCUGCGGUGAUGAAUGUUUCAUCCUGAUCAAUCAUUUUGUAUCCGAGCACCUUCACGGAAACUUUUCUUUUCUUUUUUGCUGUAAGCGUACAUGCGUUUGAUCAAAGUGGCAUGUGCCUAAGGCUCCUGUAUCGUGGCUUUGUACUGUUCACCACCACACUUUGACCAAGUCGUGGCUUCUUCAGUAAACAAAUGAUGCCAAACAUGAGUCUCAUGGUAAAGGCUGUAAUUUCAGGCUGUACAUCUAGAAAUUGUGUUUAGUAUGUACAGUGUAAUAAGUUUCAUUGGCACAUUGCUAUUUUACUGUCGAUGGCCUGAUUUUCAGUUCACUGAUGCCUGAUUUAAAGAUCAGACUGAGAGGAGACUGACACUGAAGCAUAAAUUUAGAAAAAUAACUACCAAAGAGGCCAUAUAAAUAAUGCAUAAUGCCAUUUAAGUGGUUUAUAAAUAGUUUGGGGAAUGUUUUUAUUAGGACGAUUCUAAAGGCAUUUGUUUUAAGUGUGCCAGUAGAAAACUUGAAGAGGCUCGCGUUCCAAUCAAUUCAACUUAACAUAAGGAGAACAAAAGCAAUAACUUUAUCAUGUUUAAUUUGAUAUUACAGUACUGUAAUGUAUGCAGUAGGAGGUAAAUCUCAGCAGAUUUCCUUGGUCUUACUAAGUUACUGUUUGCAUUAAAGUAUAGUGUGUUUUGAAGCUACUAAAUCUCAGCAUGGAUUAUAACAAUUAGCCUGCAUGACUCCGUGCAGAGCGCAUGAACUAGGCAGCUGGCCGAUCAACACUUGCUUUUUGUUUUUUACACGUUUUAAGCAGACAAGUGCAAAACUCCUUUUCUUUUGCUAAAUCCAGUGGUCUUGUGGAGCCAAACUAUUAUUCACUGCUUUAUUUUUUUUAUUUUUUCACAGUUGUAUGUCGUUUUAUUUGAGCAUUCGGCUGGUCCCAUUUUCUACUGCUGGACUUUAUUUUCAAAUGUAAUACUUUUAAUCGACAUUGUUGAUGUGUAAAGUAUCAGUGGUGACUACACUGGGUUGAUAAACCUGAUGAUUACCACGUCUCUACAUCCUCCAAACGGAGGAGCACUCAUCAUUUGUAUGCCAUACGUUUUGCACAUUGUGUACAUAUUUCAAUGGAUGUAAUACAUAUUUUUAUACGUGUUUAGCGCAUCACAUUUUGUGAAUAGUUUAAAAAAAAAAAAAAGAUACGAGUAUACAUACGCUGUUAUGUGUCAAUUCACUUUGCUGUAUUGUGAACAUACUGUUGUAGAGAAUGUUUCCAAAUCUUAAAUAUACCAGAGGAAUGAAGUACAAAAA
Silurus meridionalis is the source of this 7073-nucleotide messenger RNA. RefSeq names its product myocardin related transcription factor Ba (gene mrtfba). The record is from RefSeq and is a predicted model, not a curated record. Gene Ontology annotation, biological process: smooth muscle cell differentiation. Lineage: Eukaryota; Metazoa; Chordata; Actinopteri; Siluriformes; Siluridae. The coding region runs from base 597 to 3572 and encodes 991 amino acids. The transcript has 16 exons.